Molecule: messenger RNA, 1226 nt
Organism: Penaeus monodon (black tiger shrimp)
Lineage: Eukaryota; Metazoa; Arthropoda; Malacostraca; Decapoda; Penaeidae
Biological process (GO): regulation of transcription by RNA polymerase II
Cellular component (GO): transcription regulator complex; nucleus
Molecular function (GO): DNA binding
Source: RefSeq, a predicted model, not a curated record
AUGGAGCUGGGUUAUUCCACAAUAGUGUAUGGGAAUCUGCAAGCUGCAAGGCUAGGCAUUUAUUUUGGAUGGAUGAGUGGGUGUUGCGAGAAUUUGUUGGCAGACUUCAGACACAUCAAAGCUUACCAUCAGUCCAUCUGGCUUCCAAAUGCUCGCUCUUCAGUAGAAUUAGAGAGAAUCUCUUCAGUUCUUUGCCUUUUAGAUGUUGCUAACCUCAGAAAAUGGUUUUAUUGGCUUCCCUGUUCAAUCUGCACUCUUUAUAUCUUGACAUACGCCAUUCUCUAUUCCAGGAAGCAGGUUCGAGCGUGUCCGCGCCGGGAGCCUGCUUUAACCCGCUCACCUGUUUGCUCUGAUCAUUCUUGCCUGCUUCCCAAAGUGUAUGAGAGACAGCCAGUGUGGAAUAAAUGGAAUAAGCAUCACGCUAAGAGGAAUGUUGUGGAUAGGCUGUGGGCUGAAAUCAGCCAGGAGUUGAACUGUGAAGAGACACUGAUAAAGAAAAAAUGGAAAUAUCUUAGAGACCAAUUUGCUGUUGAGCUCGGGAAAAUUCCACCAGCUCGAUCAGGUGAUGCCGCAGGUGACACUCCCACAUCAAAGUGGCAGUAUUUCAAGUUACUGCAUUUCCUGAAAAGCGUGAAAGCAAGAGCUUCAACUGGAAAUUUAUCAGGUGUGCUAACCAGUGAUACUGUUGAAACCUCAUUACCAGAAUCACCUCAAAUAGAAUACCAAACGGGUAGCAUGGCCCCCUUGGCUACAGAGGAAGGUGCGUUAGUCUCCUCAUCCCACACUAAAGACGCACCUGAACGCGAAGAUGAAGUUAUGGAAAAGCAAUGGCUCACUUCACCUGCCACCCGUCCGCAGAAAAAGGGAGCUAACAAACGCUCUAAAACUGAUGACUUCAACCAGAGCAUCCUGGAUAUUGAACAACAAAAAAUUCAGUACUUGAAAGAAAACAUAAAUCGUAAGCAAGACAAAGAUGAUGACGAGGAUCUGAUGUUCUUCAAAAGUUUGUUACCUCAUGUCAAAAGAAUUCCUCCUGUGCAGAAGCUGACAUUUAGAAGCCGCCUACAAGAACUUGUACAACAAUUUGCAUAUCCAGUGCCUGCCAUAUCUCCCCUUCCAGAUACCCAUGGUUCCUCUUCCUCAGCUUCUGCUUAUACCCCACAGGUGUCUCCUUACUCCUAUGCCCACUCACCUAUAGUCUCAAUUUCAUACCACAGAUAUGACUU